Messenger RNA from Centruroides sculpturatus (bark scorpion), 761 nucleotides. RefSeq names its product V-type proton ATPase subunit e 2-like. The transcript has 4 exons. Gene Ontology annotation, cellular component: plasma membrane proton-transporting V-type ATPase complex; proton-transporting V-type ATPase, V0 domain. Lineage: Eukaryota; Metazoa; Arthropoda; Arachnida; Scorpiones; Buthidae. The record is from RefSeq and is a predicted model, not a curated record. Gene Ontology annotation, biological process: proton transmembrane transport. Gene Ontology annotation, molecular function: proton-transporting ATPase activity, rotational mechanism.
GAUAUGCGUAAUCCAAUCAGAUUUAACUUUCGUCGUCUCUCUUGCUAAAAAAUCAUAUGAUCGAGAGUCGAAUAAUUUGUCUAUUUCACAACUUAUUAAAGAAAUUUUUUUUAACCCGUUUAAAUUAUUUAUAAAUCAACUGAGUAAAAUGGGCGCUGCAGCUUUACCUCUAAUAUUAUUUACGGUAUUCUGGAUAAUUGUAGGAGGGGCGGUUCCGUGGUUCGUAUCUAAAAGCGAAAAUAGAGGGUAAGUUACGUUAUUUUUUUUUUUCAGUUGGUUGUGUACCUAUAUGAUGCAGAUGAAUCCUCUCUUUGGACCACAGUUAAGUGGAACAGUUUUGACUCUAAUGUAUAAUGAAUGGCGUUGAAAACUUUAUUUAUACAAUAGCCAGUGAAAAUUAAAGACCAAAAGACUUGUUUUAUUAAAAAAAGAACACUUCAUACUUCAAGAAAUAUUUAUAUAUAUACACAGAUACGUGUAAAUAUGAUUUAUGUAUAUUAUAUGAUAGAAUGUAAGCAUGUAAAAAUGAAAGUGUAAUCAGUAUAUUUAAUGUUUUAAAUUGAGGUGCAUUUUUGUUACAUACUUCAAAUAAAUGUUACUUAUUUGAAGAGUCAAAUAAAUGAAUAAACAUAACUUGUUAAUUUAAAUAAAGUAAAUAUUUACAUCAAAUACAUCUAAACAUCUAUAAAAAUGUUUCUGUAUUGAAAUAAUCCAGUGUGAAGUAUUGUACACUGUAUUAGAAUAAAAUAUUCAAUAAAUAA